UGUAUUGCGUAUAAAAGCCUCCGCUAAAUGACAUCUGCGGCUUUAUUGCCGCCUGGGCUGCUGGGCGUCAACAUAAGUGGUUGGAACGCCGCGAGAGGACAACAGAAGAGGGAGAAAUGUUCGUCACGGUCCUGUUUGGAGAGAGUAGGAUGGAGCUGUUUAAUAUCAACUGCCAACUAAUUCACUUUGUCCACAAUUUGAAAGAGCGUUGCGGUGUGGAUAUGAAAGAUUGUGUGGACCUGAUGAACCGCAGCGGGGCGGUAGUCAACCUGGAAAGCAAACCGCUCAGUAUGGAGCUGGCAAGCAGCCUGCUGGCAGAGAGACAACACUAUGUCCUGGUGCAAGUUUGUCGAAAUGAUGACGACGGAAGUCUGAAGUACGUGUCGCUGCUACAAAGCGUCAGCCCGUGCCAUCAAGAAGUGAAAGAGCUCCUGAGAAGACUGUGCAACCCCGGCCUGGAUGGAGACAAGAAAGUCCACGGCCUGAGGAGAGGACGCGCACAGAAGAGAGUUUCCACCAGUCAGAACUGAAGCAAAAAUGUCUGGAAUAUAAAGAAGUCUUGGUCUAUGGAAGAUGAACAUUCAACAUGUUUUUAGCAUAUGGAUCAGUGUUUUUCAACCUUUUUUAAGCCAUUUUUUGCGUUGAAAAAAUCCGGAGGUACACCACCUGCAGAAAUCAUUAAAAAACUAGACUCAGUUGACAGGAAAAAGUCGCAAUAAUGACUUUAAAGCAGGGGUCACCAACCAGGUAGCCCGUAAGGACCAGAUGAGUCGCCCGCUGGCCUGUUCUAAAAAUAGCUCAAAUAGCAGCACUUACCAGUGAGCUGCCUCUAUUUUUUAAAUUGUAUUUAUUUACUAGCAAGCUGGUCUCGCUUUGCUCGAGAUUUUUAAUUCUAAG
Messenger RNA from Nerophis ophidion (straightnose pipefish), 897 nucleotides. RefSeq lists its product as uncharacterized. Bases 117 to 530 code for a protein of 137 amino acids. NCBI's taxonomy places the organism in Eukaryota, Metazoa, Chordata, Actinopteri, Syngnathiformes, Syngnathidae. The transcript is spliced from 5 exons. The record is from RefSeq and is a predicted model, not a curated record.